UGGGGUUUUUUGGGGAGGGAUUGUUGAUUUCUGUUUGUUAUGUUUUGUUGUUGUUGUUUUUUCUGCAAAAUAUCUGCUAAGAAACCUUAAAAAUGUGGGGAACUAAGACUUGGCACUUUGUCACCGGAGAGAAGAGCAGUGAACACAUCUUCAGAGGGUUCCAGAUGUGUGCCCUUAUGGAGAGAGCAUUCUGCCCCUGCUGGAGGGUGAAAGUAGCUGUGUGGGUAAGGUGGGCUUUAUUUGCAGUGUUUCCCACUUUUUAACACACUGUUUCUCAUAAUUUUCUUAUGGCAACCUUGGAUUAACCUGGAAUUUACCUGCACUCACUUAAUCUCCCUGUGCCAAAAUAGCUUUUACUUCAAACAGGAAAUAGCUGACUGCUUUUGUUUUGUGAAAAUUGGUGUUACCAUUUUAGAGUAUUCUUGCUUUUAAAAAACUUGGGAAUUCUGAACUUGGCUUUGAACAUAAUACUUGUUAUUCCUGUUAAAAACAUAUUGGAAAGAGAGCUUUGUGCAGCAUGACUUCUGAGAUGGUGAGAUACUGGGUAAAGAGGUUGUGGGAAAGGCAAAUGUUUGGAGUGUGGUAAGUAAUGAAGAAAGAUAAUAUAUAUGUAUCAUUUAUACCCUUUUAAAAGCUGGAACUGUUGCCCAGGCUCCAGUGCAAGGUGAGCCAGCAGUGGGUGAGGAGGGCAAAGGGCAGCCAGGGUAAGAGCUGGGCCUUCACACCAAAGCCCCCAAGAGCUCUGGGUUGGGCUCCUCAGCUGCUGCAAACAGCCAGAACAGAAUCCAUCUGCUAAAGAGAUGAACUCCACUGUCCCUGGGCAAAAACCAGUGGUGCAAAGUCUGAAAGGGUGAUUUGUUUCCUGCCUCAUCAAGUAUGUGAUGCUGUAAGAGGAUUGGAUUUGCAUAUCCAAGGAGCAGUGACCUUUCCUAUUAUUGGUUACUUAGGAUUCCCAACUUAAUGUUUGCUGUGUUGCUCUAAUUACCCCUACCAAGGUAUUCAGUUAAAAGUCCAUAGGUAAUUUCAAAUGGGUUGCAAGGUAGCAUUGCUCAGUACUGAUGGGCCAAAACAAGACAUUCAGCUUUCAAGGGAGGGCUUAAGGUCCAUGAACGGUGACUGGAGCUCAUCUUGCAAGUGAGCACUGCAGGUGGAUGCCUGCUGCCCGAAGAUCCCUUGACAUGUGUGAGAAGUGUCCUUGGUGAGGUCACUUCUGCAAGUGGCACUCUUUUAAUAGUUUGGUUUGACAGCAAUCUUACUGCACAGCACAAAGCCAGGCCAGAAGGAAGGGAAACUUUUCCACCUGAAAUAAAAGUAUUGUGUUCAUGUUUGCCUGUUUUUUUUGGACAAAUCUUGAUUUUAUAGUGUCUCUACAGAAAUUCCUCCUUUUCUUUGCCUGAACCAAAAGCUGUUUUUGAGCAUGUGCUGUAAACUGCUGUGUGACUGACCGAUGAGCUUGAAUAUAAAAAUGUUAUAGUCUGUAUUUUAUUAUAAUGGAUGAAAUCAGAAUUCUGUCAGUCUUUAUUACAAAGCCUUUAUCUCCUUUCUUCCCAUUACUCAUAACUUUUUUGUGUGAUUUUAAGUGUUGGCUCUGUAGGAUUUAAACAUACUUGUGUUUGCUAUAAACCUACAAGGAGGGAGAGACAUUUGUGAGAAAAAGUUUUACUUGAGCUACAAAUUUGACUGCAACAAAUGUAAUAGUAAUGAAUUGAAGAACACCUCUGCAUCUUUUAAACCUGCAAAUUUCAGUGUACUGCUUCUAUUACGUGAAGUUUAGUUUUAUGUAGUGAAGAAUUAUCAGGAAAUUUCACAUCUGGUACGUUUCAAAAAGGCUGCAACAAAGUUAUUUUAAUAAGAAAAAUGAAUGCAUGAAUUAUUUAAAAUAGUUGGUGCAACUGUUCCUAUUAACUAAUCCAGGCACUUGGAAGGCAAUUACACUGAGCUUUGACAACACUGCCAACCCACUGCACAGUGCCUUAUGCCAAAAGCUAUUGUUGUUUUGUUGACCACGUUCACCAUUACAUAUGCAUAUGAAAAAACAGAGGCAUUUUCAUCGGGAUUACCCUAAUAGCAUUAAGAGAUUAUUUUUUAAAUUUCCUUGGAAGGAAAUUCACUUAAAUGAGAUUACUUAUUACUUGACUGGUUUCCUAUCACGCUUCCAUGUUUAGGUAAGUGGAGUCCAUUAGAGUAUAAAGUUUUUUAAAAAACUGAUUUUAUACAUUAAUGAUUUCAAAUAAAAGAGAAGUACUAUAUUUGUGCACAGCUUCUUUUGAGAAAGUGAAGUCGAUGCUCUGGUUAGGAGAGAUAACACUUUUUGUCCCCCUUGGUGGCCCCCCUAGUGUCACCAUUAGUUGCUAAUUACUUGCAAACAAAUAAACAAUUAACUCCUCGUGCCUCUUGGUGGGAGAGUUUUCAUUGACAUGCUAAAACUUUCUAAUAAAAGAUUUUAAUUAAUGACGUUACAAAUCCAACCCCCUUGUCAACAUGGCUAUAAGGAGGCCUUGCGGAGCGAUGCGGGCGCAGUGCCCCUGCUAUGCUGGCUCAGGGCGAAGGCAUGGCCGCUCCCUCGCUCUGCGCUGCCGCCACGGCGGCCCCUCCGCAGCGCCACAAGGUGCCCGCCUUUGGCGACAGCAAAAGCACGCCCUGCUCCUUCUCAAUCGAGAGUAUUUUGGGGCUGGAGCAGAAAAAAGAUGGCAUUCCAGCUGGGAAACCUCACAGACCCUGGAUGGAUGCAUGCACCAGCUUGGUUUUAGGUGAUGACAGUAAUCCCCAUCUGCAAAUCCCUGUUGUUUGCUAUGAAAAUCCAUUAUUUCAUGCUAGAAGUGAUCCAGUGCAAGAGGAAAACGUUUUGAAAUGUGAAAAAUACUUUUCAGUCACUGAAAGGCUGUCUUUCAAACGGGAAUUGAGCUGGUACCGGGGUAGAAGACCAAGAACUGCAUUCACUAGAAGCCAGAUUGAAGUCUUGGAAAAUGUUUUUAAAAUGAACUCCUACCCCGGCAUUGAUAUUAGAGAAGAGCUAGCUCGCAAAUUAGAUUUAGAUGAAGACAGGAUCCAGAUCUGGUUUCAGAACCGCCGUGCAAAGCUGAAAAGAUCCCACAGAGAAUCUCAGUUUCUAAUGGUGAAAAAUACUUUCACCUCCAGCCUGCUGGAGUAGAAGGAAGGAUGCUUUGCUGUUACAGUACUGCUACAGAAAAUGAAGAAUUGUUCAUAACCUGUAUUAAGUAAUGAUAUAGUAAUUAUGAUUUUAUGCCCAGAUUUGAAAGUUUAUUAUAAUUUUCAUUCAAAUAAACUGUAAAUACUUGAAGUAUUAUUCUAAUCUACUUUUUGUGGGAAAAGUGAACUUUUCCUAUACAUAUUUGAGUAAGUAUUUUCAGAGAUUUUGAGAUAUUUUUACAGUUUAAACCAAUGCAAACCCUAGGUUGCACAAGAAUUUCACUAUUAUGAAUUACUGCAGGUCACUUGACAAGCUCUAUGGUCUUAGAAGUAUUCUGUUUUAA
Zonotrichia albicollis (white-throated sparrow) is the source of this 3494-nucleotide messenger RNA. It is a transcript of the gene HESX1, whose product is annotated as HESX homeobox 1. The record is from RefSeq and is a predicted model, not a curated record. Gene Ontology annotation, biological process: pituitary gland development; regulation of transcription by RNA polymerase II; forebrain development. Gene Ontology annotation, molecular function: DNA-binding transcription repressor activity, RNA polymerase II-specific; RNA polymerase II cis-regulatory region sequence-specific DNA binding. Lineage: Eukaryota; Metazoa; Chordata; Aves; Passeriformes; Passerellidae. Gene Ontology annotation, cellular component: nucleus.